Messenger RNA from Paramecium sonneborni, 1690 nucleotides. Lineage: Eukaryota; Ciliophora; Oligohymenophorea; Peniculida; Parameciidae. The record is from the annotation of a GenBank genome assembly.
AUGGAUUCUAUUGACUAUAAUGAAGCGAAAUUCAAAUUUUUAGGAAUUAGAAAACACUUUUUUAGAGAUGUUACAUAUCAUGUAACAGUUUUUAAUGAAAUUGUUGUUAUGGGAAUAGUAGAGAUUGUAAAUUAUAAUUUAGACCGGUGAUUGCCAAAAUCCAAAAUACAAAAUCAAACUGAGUCUUGAUACAAAAAUAAAUUGGGAAAUUCGUAAGAGUAAGAAGGAAUUGGAAAGUUUUGAAUUUCUAUAUUAAAAUAAAAAGAAGGUGUUCCAUGCAUAAGCGAAGGAUUUGUAAAAGUACUUUAACUUCAUUAUUUUUUUAGGUUUAAAGAACUUAUAGCUGGAAAAGUAUUAUUUGAAGGAAUAGGAGACUUAUAUUAGCCUCUAUUUUAGAUUGGUAAAGGAAGUUCAGCAAAAGUAUGAAUAUUAAGAAACUAUUAAGGUGUACAGUGCAAGACAUGUUUUAGAUUAAGAAGUUUAUGCAGUAAAAGCAAUUGAAAAGUCUUAUUUGAAGAUUACAGAUAAAGGAAACGGAAUGGUAAUAAUAUCAUAUAAUUUUAGUAAGCAUUUUAAUCUGAAAUACAAAUUCUUAGAACAUUAUCGUCAUAUUAAAAUAAUUUCUUGGAUUUGAGUGAAAUUUAUGAAGGGGAUAACAAAUUUUAUGUUGUCACUUCAUAUUUGGAAGGUUUAAGUUUGAGUGGAGAAUUAGAGAAAGCUAAGGUAAUUAUACUAUAUAAUAUAUAGGCUCUUCCUUAGAAAAGACUACCAAUUUAAAGUAUAAAAAAAAUUAUGAAAAAAUUACUUGAAAAUUUGAAAAUUCUUCAUUCUCAUAAUGUAUAUAUUAAAUAUAUUAUAGAUAAUCCAUCGAGAUUUAAAACCUGAUAAUUUAAUGUUUGCAAGAAAAAACGAUCAUUCAUCCUUAGUUUUGGUUGAUUUUGGACUAGCAACUUCAGAACUUGUAGAUAAGUAUAUAGAAUAGUCUAUAAUAGAUAUUUGUUUCCAAAAUGUGGUACACCUGGUUUUGUAGCUCCUGAAGUUUUAAAUUUAAGAGGUGAUUCAAAGUAUAAUUGUAAAGUUGACAUUUUUUCUGCUGGCUGCAUAUUUUAUAAAUUAAUAACUGGACGUAGUUUAUUUUUAGGAUCAAAUUUUGAUGAUGUCUUGAGAUCAAAUAGACAUUGUCAAUUUGAUUUAGAUUUGCCUCUUGAUGGAACUUAUAUUACAGAUUAAUCAAUAGUAUGAUUAUUUUAAAAUAUAUUAGGAUUUAUUAAAAAAGUUGUUGAAUAAAAAUCCAAAGAAUAGAGUUACAGCUAUUUAAGCAUUAUAACAUCCUUUUAUAGAUUCAAAUAGUGAAUUUAGUACUUAAGCAAUAUAAAUUACUGGUUAAUAAGUCAUUAAAAAUGCUAUUUAUUAAUUAAAUAUAGCUGAACUUGAAUCUAAAUAUGAUAGCUAAAAUGAUUUUGUGGAAGAAUAAAUUUGUAAAAUUAAUGAUCUCAAGAAAUAUUCUAUUCUAACUGAAGUUUAAUACUAAAUGUCUAUGUCUGCCAAAAGAAGUAGUGGCCUUUUUUCAGGCACAUUCUAUUAAAAAUCUCCAUUAUCAGCUAUACGUACAUUAAAAUUACAUACAGAAACAUCAUAGUAACUCAAAAAUAGUAGUCAUCAUUCAUAAAAUUCAGCUUUUAAAUUUUGA